AUGGCAUCUGAGAAGUGGGUCAUGGCAGUUUUUGUAGUGCAGCUUUGCUGUGAUGGCUAUGGCUUGUGUGACAAGGUCCUUGUGUGGCCCUGUGAUAUGAGUCACUGGCUGAAUUUAAAGACUAUCCUUGAAGAGCUUGUGGAUAGAGGACAUGAGGUGACAGUCCUGAAAUAUUCCAUUAUCAUGAUGGAUCAGAAUAAACAUUCUGCACUUCACUUUGAGAACAUCCGUCUGUCUAAUGGGGAAGAAGCUUCCAAAAUUCAUAUAAAUGAACUAGUGAACCUAGUUGUGAAUGUCAUUCCAAACUUGCCAGUUUGGAGAGGAGCAACAAAAUUUCAGGAAUUCUUUUUCCAUCUGACUCAAGAUAUCUGUAGGAGUGUAUUGUACAACCAGACAUUCAUGAAUGAGCUCCAAGACACAAAAUGCGAUGUAAUGGUUAUAAAUCCUGUAGUUCCCUGUGGAGAGGUGAUGGCUGAGUUGUUUCAGGUCCCAUUUGUGAAUACCCUGAGUUUCAGCAAUGGCUACACCCUGGAGAAAUACUGUGGCAAGCUUCCAGUUCCCCUGUGCUAUGUACCAGUUAAUAUGGGUGAACUAACAGACAAUAUGACCUUCACAGAAAAGGUGAUAAAUAUGAUUCUGUCAUUGUUUUUUGAAUUUGGACUUCAGCAGUAUGACUUUGCAUUCUGGGAUAACUUUUAUAGUGAAACCCUAGGAAGAUCCACUAUAUUCUGUGAGACCAUCGGGAAAGCUGAAAUUUGGCUAAUCAGGACAUAUUGGGAUUUUGAAUACCCUCGUCCACAUUUACCAAAUUUUCAGUUUGUGGGAGGACUGCACUGUAAAUCUGCUAAGCCAUUACCUAAGUCUGUGAAGAAGAUAUUAGGUAUUUCAUGA
This is a messenger RNA of Cricetulus griseus (Chinese hamster), 891 nucleotides long. The record is from RefSeq and is a predicted model, not a curated record. NCBI's taxonomy places the organism in Eukaryota, Metazoa, Chordata, Mammalia, Rodentia, Cricetidae.